Molecule: messenger RNA, 996 nt
Organism: Symphalangus syndactylus (siamang)
Lineage: Eukaryota; Metazoa; Chordata; Mammalia; Primates; Hylobatidae
Source: RefSeq, a predicted model, not a curated record
AUGCCUGUCCACCUGGCAUGGCUGGGUAGUGCCUGCUUCCCCCACGCCAGCCACGGGCCGGCUCCCCAGUCCUCUGUGGCAGGGUUGCUGGUCUCUGUUAAGCCCCCCGGUGACUUGCAUGCCACCAGGGCCUGUGCCCCCGGGAGACACUCUGGGGAGGGGCCACCACAAGGAAACCUCAGUCCAAGCUGCCCAGCGGAGGCUGGGAAUGGCUGUGCCAGCACAGGAAGGCAGGUAGGCAUCUCCAGGGCAGGCAGCUCUCCCCCCGGCCCAGCCCCCUGCGUGAAGUGCUCAGCCUGGGUAGGAGGUAGAAUGUGCUUCCCUCUCAGCCUCCUCCAAGCCGCUGGAGGUCCCGCUGGUUCCCCAAGUGGCUUCUGUCCUGAGCCGUGGGCUCCUGACCACGCACCUAUUCACGGUCUGAACAAGAGUCUGAGCCAGGGACCCCGCUUGAGACGAGUACAGAGGAAGCCAAGGGCCCACACAGGUGAGGGGGUCUCGGGUCAGCUCACCCAGCGCAGGCUCAGCAGCAGCCUCAGAAUUUCCUGGCAUCUGCUUGCCUGUGUUGCAACCCAAGUGGGGUGUGCGCGCCGCCUGAGAGAGAAAACACUCGGGGAUUAUGUAAGCGCUUUCUUCCCCGGCACAGGGCAGUCUUGGGCACGAUGAGACCAGACCAUGUGCAAAAGCGCUUCAGGAGAGUGGCAGGAGCUGAGCCGCCAGAGAAGGAUGAACCCCUUCCGGGAUGCUGCUGAUUUUAACAGCACCUGUUUCAUGAGGCCACAGCCAGGAUUCUGGGAGGCAAAGCACAGAAAGCCCUCAGUGCGGUUUGAGGCUCCAGGCAAGGCUCAGCUGACAGUAGCUGAAAACAGCAAUUUCAGCCGCAGAGUCGCCCACCCUGCGCACUACAGAACGAACAAGGGUUUCCAGCUUUGCUCGGAUUUGUGGGGACCACUGGGUUUGGACUUUAGGAAAAGCUCAUUUGCCUUUGGGCAGAAGUGA